Coniophora puteana RWD-64-598 SS2 is the source of this 459-nucleotide messenger RNA. RefSeq lists its product as uncharacterized. The transcript is spliced from 3 exons. The coding region runs from base 1 to 459 and encodes 152 amino acids. Lineage: Eukaryota; Fungi; Basidiomycota; Agaricomycetes; Boletales; Coniophoraceae. The record is from RefSeq and is a predicted model, not a curated record.
AUGGCCAGCCGACAUCGUCCGCAUGCGAUCAGUCAGAACGAGUCGGUUUUUCCUCGUUAUAUGGAGAGUCUGAGGUCUUCCGAUAAAGAUAAGUUCGAGGCGCGAAUGGUCAAGCUCACGGGCUGGUUUACUUCCCCGAAGGCUUACUAUGAGGAGAGCAAAGCAUGGGCUAUCAAGCUCCUCGAGGCGGCUCGAGAGAAUAUCGAGACAAACUACAUCGGAUCCAAUGCCAGCGUUUCCACCGAUGCGGAACAGCUCGAGCUUUUGCUCAAGCGCUUCUACGAGAUGGCGAAAGAGAUAUGGUAUUACAAGUACAAGUUUGACGGGGAUCUGAGAGGUCGCCUCGACGCGGUCAUGCAGGCCGCGACGCGAUUGAAAGAGUCCGGUGGGGAAAAUGUCGACGCGAAUGCUUCCGCUGACAUUGAAGUCGAUGACGACUCGGUUACGAUGACAUCGUGA